AUGGCUAGAAUUAGCUAUGUUUCGCCGUACUUUAUGCCGCUCGUGUGUUCGAGCAAGCCCUGGGUGAGUGCCAUUGUGUUUCUCAACCUCGUUGUCCUGUUUGUCGCCGCUUUCAGUCUUUCACAACUCCUAAUCUCGCAAUAUGACGAUGAUGCCAUGUUCAGGCCGGUGGGCCAGGACUACUUCCGGACCUCGCUCCUGGGCUUCUUCUCGCCCCUGGCACUGUAUUUCGUUCGAGACUUCGUUCUGAUGGUGAGCCCGCGUUUCGUUCUCUUCAACCUAUUUGUGGACUUCCCACUCAAUGAUUGGCUCUACUUGCUGAUCAUCUUCUGCCUGGCCUACCCACAGGCGCAGGAGACGCAUGCGCGAAGCUCCCUCGACGAUACUUUUUGGCAUAUAAUACCGCGACAGUCCUGUAUUUUUGGCAUCUCGUGGGCCUUGUCCGAGUUCAUGGUGUGCCUUGUCGAAAACUUCUACAGCUACGAGGAGGUGCCGUCGCCAGAGUCUGCCAAGAGGCAGCUAGAGAGCAAGAUGAUGCAGGACGAGCAGGACCUCGCCCGAAGCAACAUCACAUUGUCCAAAUGCAUCGACGUGAAGCGUCGCACCUCUCACAUCUCGGAGAACGUCUACUGCCAUGAGAACAGCCAGCCCCCUCAGGGCGCGCAGUCGCCUAACAGCGCGGCUGCGGAGGGCGCUUCUGCCGACACCGUCUUUGUGAGCUUCAGCGAUAGCUCCAUCUCCCUACUACGCGACCCGGAGCAGGGGCCUCAUCCUAGGUCUCGCAAUGACCGUAAGCGGCCCGGGCUGUACGGCGGCACCGUGACCUAUUUUCCAGAAGUCGUUUCCAUUAGAAAGUUUCUGAAGGACAUUCUCGUUCUAAACUUGCUUGUCGCAGACAGCAUCCUGCUCGCGGUCGGUCACGCCCUGCUUAUCUCGAUGUACUUCAUCUACGUCCCGGGUCACAACCGCCUGUUCACGUCCGCGGUUAUCUACUUCGGGUCCCGCCCAUUUGGGUUCUUCGUGCUAAGCCUGGUCCUGCCCCUGUCGGUCUUCAGCUUCAUUGCAAGCGUGUUUCUCUUCUUAUGGAGUGACGAGGACGGCGAAGACUACAAAAAUACUCGAAAACUGACAAGCUCUGACCUGCAUGCGCAUACCUCCAAUCCUCAGAGCCUCCAGUACAUCACCUCGAACCAGCUUUUUGUGGUGAACUCCAUCUACACCCAAGACAUUUCAGGAUCCGAGGGAGACAAUGAGCUGGGGAUUUUACGUUUUUUCCGGGCCCUGAUGACUACAUGGCGGUCCUUAGCAUCCCACCAAAGCUUUCCUAUAGCCGGAAUUACCGUGUGGGCCUUCGCGAUUUUUGUGGGGGGCAUCGUUGCCACCAUUGAACAGUGA
This is a messenger RNA of Lachancea thermotolerans CBS 6340, 1395 nucleotides long. RefSeq names its product Ait1p (gene AIT1). Lineage: Eukaryota; Fungi; Ascomycota; Saccharomycetes; Saccharomycetales; Saccharomycetaceae. Bases 1 to 1395 code for a protein of 464 amino acids. The record is from RefSeq and is a predicted model, not a curated record. The transcript has a single exon.